AUGGCGAUCUCGUGCGGACAGGCGAAGAGUGUGCCACAGCAGAAGUAUCGUGAUCUGGUAUGUGGUGCUGACAUCGCCCACCGCGCGGUGCACGACGAGUCGGAACCACUCGCCAAACCAAAGACGCAGCGCCACUACAUCAAGACCCCCGAGUCCCACUGGUUGCAAGACAGCUUCGAGCUGACGCUGAGGAAGAAGCUCACGGCGUGGUUCGGUGCUUCUGCUGUACCACCUGAUCUCAGUUCUCGCAGGUGCAGGGAGGAGAUGCUCGUAGUGGAGAUUGGACCCUCCUGGAGGUGGGUGCUCCUGCGCAUGCUGGCCGGUGGCUGGCACACGAGUUCGAGAAUGCACGUCACGCCCGAGGUCGACAGUUGCAAGUUCGCGAACGGGACUCCAUCACCCACUACCUCCAGUGCCCGCGCCUCAUCCACCUCGCGUGCCUCCGGCGCCUUAUCCACCCUGCGCGGCUCCCGCGGUCGCUCGCGAUCCACGGUGCCAGAGAGGCCUGAGAACCAGCGAAGCUGUGAGGUCGCCCGUGGGCUCACGGCGCUGCCUGCGCUGCCGAGCAGAGACCGCGCCAUGCAGCCAGAGCGGACCGCGGCGGAGCGGGCCGCGGUGGCGCGCGCCGCGGAGGAGCGCCGCCUGGCGCAGGCGGCCGCGGCGGACGUGCAGGCGCGGAGGCUGAAGCCAGGCGACGCCGCCCCCCUCAGCCCAGAGGCGGCAGAGGUGGAGGCCUUCUUGGCCAGCUCGGGCCUCGACCGGUACCUGGGCCCCUUCCUGGAGCACGGCUUCGACUGCAUGGACGUCGUCAGGGACAUGGAGGAGAGCCACAUGCGCGACGUCGGGGCGCCCUCGACGCGCACGGGCGCGGGGCGCCCUCCGACGGCCUGCCCGCCGCUGGCCGCGGCCGCGGCGGCCGCGCAGGCGCCGCCGUCGCGCGGCGCCGGCGCCGCCGACGAGGCGGCGGCCGCGGGCGCGGCGGGAGCGCCGCCGCCGGAGGGCGCCGGCCCCGGCGCCGAGGGGGAGGCCGCGGCGGCCCAGGCGGGCCCCGGCGAGGGGGCCGCGGCCGAGAGAGAGCGGGCAGCGGCGGGAGCGCCUCCCGCGGGCGCGGGGCGGCGUGCAGUGGCCGUGGUCGUCGACGGGUCCGUGGCGGACCCGCAGGCCGUGCUGCUCGAGGUGUUCCAGGCCGCCUCGCAGCUCGUUGGCGCGGCGCUGGACGGCCCCCCUGAGGGCAGAUCCUACGAGCGCACGGUGAUGAUGUGCUCGAAGCUCUGCAAGGUGUUGGACCAGGUGUUCAAGAACCUUGGCAGCGCCGACAUCCACCGCUGGUCCAGGCUCGUGUGCAGCAGCAGCACAUUCCAGCAGACGUUCGCGGAGCACCCCCAGGGCCCGCCGCUGCUGCAGCUCGCCGGCUUCGGGCCGUGCCCGGAGGGUGAUGCGCUCGUGCUGGCGGCCGAGCGCGGGGAGGCGCGCCUGCGGGCGCUCGCGGUACGGCAGUACCUUGCGAAGCUGACGGAGAGCUGCAGAAGGGGCGCGGCACGAGGCGCUGGGUGGACAGCGGGAGAACGACUCCGUGGUGCCGCAGCCCGAGCACGCACACGUCUGCGAUUUGCUGCUGCUCUACCGCGAGGUUGCCCCGGUCUUGGACCCAGCGGCGAGCCCGCCGCCUGA
This is a messenger RNA of Prorocentrum cordatum, 1671 nucleotides long. Lineage: Eukaryota; Dinophyceae; Prorocentrales; Prorocentraceae. The record is from the annotation of a GenBank genome assembly.